Messenger RNA from Diachasmimorpha longicaudata, 2238 nucleotides. RefSeq lists its product as uncharacterized. Gene Ontology annotation, molecular function: nucleic acid binding. Gene Ontology annotation, biological process: DNA integration. The transcript has a single exon. NCBI's taxonomy places the organism in Eukaryota, Metazoa, Arthropoda, Insecta, Hymenoptera, Braconidae. The record is from RefSeq and is a predicted model, not a curated record. The coding region runs from base 1 to 1266 and encodes 421 amino acids.
AUGGUAGAGGCCAGGACCUUCACGAUCUUCACGGACCACAAACCGAUCACGUUCGCAUUCCGGCAGAAGUUGGAAAAGGCUUCACCCAGACAGGCACGGCACCUGGAUUUCAUCGGGCAGUUCUCCACCGACAUCCAACACGUGUCCGGCAAGGACAACGUCGUCGCGGACGCACUGUCCCGCAUCGACGCAGUUUCAUCACCUCUGGACUACACCGCCUUGGCGUCAUCACAGCAGGCCGAUGACACAAUGAAAACAUACCUACGCUCAGGAUCAGGCUUGCAACUCAAGCAAAUCCAGAUCCCAGGAGCAGGCGUAGCUGUCUUCUGCGACACGUCAUCACUAUCACCAAGACCAUACCUGACACCUCCAUACCGCCGAGCAGCCUUCAACAUCAUCCACAACCUGGCUCACCCCGGAAUCAACGCCUCGGUCAAACUCGUGACUCAACGUUACGUUUGGCCGUCCGUGAAAGCAGACUGCCGCGAGUGGGCUCGCGCCUUCAUCCAGUGCCAGCAGGCCAAAAUCACCAGGCAUGUCUCGGCGCCAGUGGGAGAAUUCGCCCCACCAUCUUCGAGGUUCGAGCACGUGCACAUGGACCUGAUCAUCCUGUCCAUCUCCGAGGGCUACCGAUACUGCCUCACGUGCGUCGACAGAGUCUCCAGGUGGCCGGAGGCAUUUCCUCUGGAGGACCAGGAGGCAACGACGGUUGCCAGAGCCUUCUACGAGGGGUGGAUUUGUCGCUUCGGAGUUCCCCUCCGCAUUACCACAGACCAAGGUCGGCAAUUCGAGUCGUACCUGUUCAAGCACCUCAAUUACUUGGCAGGCACGACUCACCUGAGGACAACUGCCUAUCACCCAGCAGCUAACGGCAUGGUUGAGCGGUUUCAUCGCCAACUCAAGGCAGCUAUCAAGUGCCAUGAGAACCCCACGUGGACGGAGGUACUCCCUACGGUGCUCUUGGGGAUCAGAGCGGCCUGGAAGGAAGACCUCCAAGCAUCAGCAGCCGAACUGGCGUACGGCGAACCAUUACGCCUACCUGGAGAGUUCCUGGCCCCCGAGUUGUCAGUCACCAAGACGACCCAGCGGACUACGUCAAGGAACUUCGCCAGCACUUUGCCAACCUGCGCCCGGCUAAGGUCAACAGACACGGAACACAUAAAACCUUUGUGUGAUGCCGUAUCAAGGUCCAUACAGGGUCAUCCGCCGCAGCGCCAAGACGUUCACCAUCCACAUCAGGGGCAAGGACGUGAACGUCUCCAUUGACAGGCUGAAACCGGCUUACAUCAUCGCUGAUGAUGAGUCAGGUGUUCAGCACUCCAAGACGAGCACACCAGCACCCGAGCCUGAGCAACCACAGCGGGUUGAGCCACCACCACCACCAGCGACCGCACCGACAACGCGCUCAGGAAGACUCGUCAAAUUUACAGAGCGCUAUCAGGACGGAUUCGCGUAAAUCCUCAUAAUAAAUUGUCAUCCACACCACACACAUCCUCAUCGUGAUCCAAAUCACUGGCAGGGGGGUACUGUGGUGACCCUGUCGCCACUACACCCUGGCAUUCCCGGGUAAAUUCCCCAAUCCUGUCUAGACCUUCCAAAACCCAUUAGACCUAGCACCUACCCGACCGACGCCAUCCCUACCAUAAAAACCUGGGGAAUAACCCAGAACUGUCCCAGCGAAGAACCCAACCUUCCUGUGCACUUAGCCGGCAUCACGACGUCACGUGUCGAGAAUACGAUGCCGAGCCAAUCACAGUCGAGAUCCCUAGUACCCCCUCUCCUGUUUCCCAAACAUUCGCAUGCCCACACUUUCCGCACAUUUUUCCACACUCAAUAGUCAUUUCCCAACCUACCUCGGAUACACUUGCUCCCCGAUCUACCUUGGACACAUUCAACGCUCACACUUGUAGAAUUAAUAAAUAAACUCUCGUUAAUACAUCGACCUGGUGUUACCUUCCACUUGCUCACCCCCACAAAUAUAAUUAACUAAAUAUAAAAAUAUAGUAAUUACAUUUAUGGAGACUUGAAAAAUACGAUCUACUUACUGAUGACUUGGUAGUAUGUCUUCGUGUAGUUUCACUUUCUUUGCACAAGGUUGAUCACUUUGUUCUUCUGAGUUAUCACUAUCACACAUAUUUUAUUGUCAAAAAUUAAAAUGAAAAAUUAAAUAAAACGCAGGUUAUGUGUACCGUAGUAAACAACAACGUCGAACUGAGUGAGACGCCACACCGUACACUC